AUGUACCCGCUGGUCAUGGCCGGGGGCGCGUGCUGGACGAUGGAGCAGCGCGUCGUCAUCCAGGACCGCCUCCUCGUUAUGGAGCGCACCUGCGGCUUCGGAUACAUUUACAACGCGCGAGCACUGGUGGAGCGUGUCUGGAGGAUGCGCGAUCAGACCCAAGGCACGGGCACCAUUGUCAACUGGGCACGGAUCCGGUACGAGGAGAUGCAUGGCCUCGCCGUCUUCUAA
Messenger RNA from Trichoderma citrinoviride, 231 nucleotides. RefSeq lists its product as hypothetical. The coding region runs from base 1 to 231 and encodes 76 amino acids. Lineage: Eukaryota; Fungi; Ascomycota; Sordariomycetes; Hypocreales; Hypocreaceae. The transcript has a single exon. The record is from RefSeq and is a predicted model, not a curated record.